This is a messenger RNA of Toxorhynchites rutilus septentrionalis, 2073 nucleotides long. RefSeq lists its product as uncharacterized. The coding region runs from base 1 to 2073 and encodes 690 amino acids. Lineage: Eukaryota; Metazoa; Arthropoda; Insecta; Diptera; Culicidae. The record is from RefSeq and is a predicted model, not a curated record. The transcript has a single exon.
AUGUGCUACUCCGUAGAAGAAACCGCGUGUGAAGAACACUUCCGUCGUACAAUCACUCGCAAUCCAGAUGGUCGCUACGUAGUGCGCCUUCCUUUGAAGCAAGAAGUACUCUUGGGCUUGGUCGACAACCGACGCACCGCUCUUCGAAGAUUUCACCAUCUUGAAGGUCGCCUUAUACGCAACACGGAGCAGCAUCAGCAGUAUCGAACGUUUCUAGAGGAUUAUUAUGCUCUUGGCCACAUGCAACACGUGUUUGAUCAUGAAAAUCCACCCCGUCCCUGCUACCAUCUUCCGCACCACGCAGUAAUACGGGAGGACAGCUCGACAACGAAACUGCGUGUGGUCUUCGACGCGUCGUGCAAAACCCCGAACGGACCAUCGCUAAACGACGCUCUCAUGGUGGGUCCUAUUGUCCAGGAAGAACUCCGCUCAAUCAUUAUGCGUUCUCGGACACACCAAGUGAUGUUGAUCGCCGACAUCAAGCAGAUGUAUCGUCAAGUUUUGGUGGACAACCAAGACACACCGCUGCAACGAAUCGUCUGGAGAUCCUCUCCCAACAACUCAAUCGAAACAUACGAGCUGAAGACUGUCACCUACGGCACCGCUAGCGCUCCAUAUCUCGCUACGAGAGUUCUCCAACAACUAGCCGACGACGAAAAAGAUAAUUAUCCCGAAGCGGUCGACGUGCUGCGUAGAGAUUUCUAUGUUGAUGACCUUUUCUCUGGAGGACGUAACACGACGGAGGCUUCUAACCUCCGCCGACAACUCGAAGCUCUUCUCUCCAAGGGCGCAUUCGAACUUCGCAAAUGGGCAUCUAAUGAGCCAGCCGUUCUUGAGAACGUACCGCCCGAAAACCGUGCUUUCAAAGCUUCAGUUGAUUUCGAACGAGACCAAUGUAUUAAAACACUCGGAUUGCAUUGGGAACCGACAACUGACCAGCUUCGGUACAAAAUCCAGCUUCCGUCUACAGAAGAUUCUCCCCUCACUAAACGCAUCGCACUUUCCUACAUCGCUCGACUGUUCGACCUGCUAGGCCUAGUGGGCCCAGUUGUAACUACCGCCAAAAUCUUCAUGCAAACACUGUGGACGCUGAAGGAUAACGACGGUAGGACUUGGAGUUGGGACGCUGAGCUCCCUCCGAAUCUGAAGGAACGCUGGUACGAGUAUCAAUCGCAACUCCCACGGCUGAACGACCUGCGUAUCAACCGCUGCAUUCUGAUUCCGAAUCCAGAAAAGGUACAGCUACAUUUUUUCUCCGACGCUUCGGAACGCGCAUACGGAACAUGUGUCUACGUUCGAUCUACUAACGCUACCGGCGCUGUCAAAGUUUCCCUUCUCACUGCAAGGUCUAAGGUAGCUCCUUUGAAAAAUCAAAGUAUUCCCCGAUUAGAGCUGUGUGGGGCUCUCUCGUCCGCCGAGUUGUACGAAAGAGUGACGUCAUCGCUUCAAACACCAGCAGAAACCUACUUCUGGGUCGAUUCGACUAUUGUCAUCUGCUGGCUCAAAUCGUGUCCAUCGGCGUGGACUACUUUUGUCGCAAAUCGCGUCUCCAAAAUCCAGACCAAAACACGGAACUGCUCAUGGAAUCACGUAGCGGGUCAACAGAACCCCGCAGACCAUAUUUCUAGAGGGCUUCCGGCUGAAACGCUCCUCAUUUCCCAGCUUUGGUGGCAGGGUCCACACUGGUUGAAAAAUGAUCCCAGUGAAUGGCCCAUUCAGCAACAAGAUAGUACACCUCAUCUCGGGGCGCUCGUAGAAGCGAGAAAAACAUCACCUGCAGUCGCCUCCGCAUCUGUUGAACCUACGUUCGUCGAUCAUUUAGUAGCACGAUUCUCAAACUUCCAGCGUUUAGUUCGAGCAGUAGCCUACUGUUAUCGGUUUGUACGGAACAGCAGGCGAAAGUUACCAGAUGAAUCAACAGCGACCUACUUAACAACAGACGAGCGGAAGGAAGCGGAAGCAGUCAUCAUUCGUUUGAUCGAGCAGCAGACCUUCAGUUGCGAGUACAACAGCCUGGAAAGAGCACAACCUGUACAUCCGAAAUCUCGCAUCCGAUGGUUCGAUCCGUUCUAG